AUGAGCGCAUCCGGACAGGAAUGGAUCACCAAGACGAUUCUCUGCCUGCAGGAGGAACUAGUCCCCUUCACCAGUGGUUCAGAGUCGCAGAGCUGCAGUGAGCUGAAGCAGUAUGCCCUCGGCACGCAUGCAGGAUGCUACGUGAAAAGUGGUGUCUGCACUCUGCCGAUUGAGGAUUGGGGGAGGAUCUUGGAAAUUGUCGCCCCAGCUUUGAUUUCCGAACUGGAGAACUUCAAGUCGGCGUUUGAGACUGCCGGAGACUGCGUGUUGCUUCUGCUCUUGGUGCGCGGAUUCGAGAUUGGGAGGGACGGGUCGGGCCCUGUCUUAGAAGGUGAUACACAAGCAGUAGACCUGACUGUAGAAUAA
Molecule: messenger RNA, 366 nt
Organism: Aspergillus viridinutans
Lineage: Eukaryota; Fungi; Ascomycota; Eurotiomycetes; Eurotiales; Aspergillaceae
Exons: 2
Coding region: 1-366 (121 amino acids)
Source: RefSeq, a predicted model, not a curated record